Messenger RNA from Baudoinia panamericana UAMH 10762, 836 nucleotides. RefSeq lists its product as uncharacterized. The coding region runs from base 95 to 553 and encodes 152 amino acids. Lineage: Eukaryota; Fungi; Ascomycota; Dothideomycetes; Mycosphaerellales; Teratosphaeriaceae. Gene Ontology annotation, molecular function: nucleoside diphosphate kinase activity. The transcript has 6 exons. The record is from RefSeq and is a predicted model, not a curated record. Gene Ontology annotation, biological process: GTP biosynthetic process; CTP biosynthetic process; UTP biosynthetic process.
ACACCAAGCCAUCUCUUCAUCUUCCUGUUGCUGCCGACGCAAUCAGGAAUCAUUUAUCAUCUCAGAACCAUAACAGCAAGCUAAGCAAUCCACGAUGACUUCAGAGCAGACCUUCAUCGCUGUCAAGCCGGACGGUGUCCAGCGCGGCCUCGUCGGGGAGAUCGUCAACCGCUUCGAGAAGCGAGGCUACAAGCUAGUCGCCAUCAAGAUGGUUACGCCCUCAAAGGAGCAUCUUGAGAAGCACUACGAGGAUCUGAGCGACAAGCCCUUCUUCAAGGGCCUCAUCACCUACAUGGGCAGCGGACCCGUCUGCGCGAUGGUCUGGGAAGGGCGUGAGGCUUGCAAGGUCGGCCGCCAGCUUUUGGGUGCCACCAACCCGCAGGCAUCGCAGCCGGGCACCAUCCGCGGCGACUUCGCCAUUGACGUCGGUCGCAACGUCUGCCACGGCUCUGACGGUGUCGAGUCGGCGAAGAAGGAGAUUGACUUGUGGUUCAAGAAGGACGAGAUCGUGAGCUGGAAGCAGGCCAGCCACGAUUGGAUCUACGAGAAAUAGAUGAGCCAGCAGAUUGUUAGUGUGCGGUGCAACACCAGACACAACGCGAAUCCCAAUAUGGCCGAAUGGACAGAGCGGGAUGCUUGUUGGACAUAGCAAGUUCAAUGCGCGAAUAUGUUGAGACAUGCGCUACGGCUGCCAAUUCAAGGACACAAGCCGGUUAUCCAUUGCACUGAUGUAAAUUGGCGGUUGUCCGCCGUUCCCUGUCUCAACAUGUCGGUGCCCACUACUGCUAUCAUAGAGCAUAUACAGUUGCAAUGCAUGUCGAGCGCACAAACUUCAG